Messenger RNA from Perognathus longimembris pacificus (Pacific pocket mouse), 598 nucleotides. It is a transcript of the gene Arl14epl, whose product is annotated as ADP ribosylation factor like GTPase 14 effector protein like. NCBI's taxonomy places the organism in Eukaryota, Metazoa, Chordata, Mammalia, Rodentia, Heteromyidae. The transcript has 3 exons. The record is from RefSeq and is a predicted model, not a curated record. Bases 140 to 598 code for a protein of 152 amino acids.
AGGUCAGAGGAUAAAGUCAGAGGAUGGAGUCUGAGGAUGGAGUCAGAGGGUAGAAUCUGAGGAUGGAGUCAGCCACCUGAAGCUCUGCGUGGUGUGACUAUGUUUCACUUCUUCCCAUUUCCCUUCACAGUGAUUGAAAAUGAGCGAACCAUCCCAUAAACGCAGCUCCCCUGGGGAAGGACACACAGACCAAAGUUCUCCCGAGAAAAGCUGCCAGAUUGGACAGAAGCAACUGCAACAAAUAGAGCGCCAGCUCAAGUGCUUAGCAUUCCAAAACCCCGGACCCCAAGUAGCGGACUUUAAUCCAGAAACAAGGCAGCAAAAGAAGAAAGCUCGGAUGUCAAAGAUGAAUGAGUAUUUUUCUGUAAAGAACAAGGUGAUGAGGAAGUACGACAAGGGUGGGCGGCUGGUGUGCAACUCGGAGGACCUGUGCGACUGCCUGGAGAGGAGCUGCCUGGGCUGCUUCUACCCCUGCCCCCGCUGCAACUCCACCAAGUGCGGCCCCGAGUGCCGCUGCAGCCGCCGCUGGGUGUACGACGCCAUCGUCACCGAGGCCGGCCGGGUCAUCAGCGCGCUGCCCUUCGCCGUCCCGGACUAG